AUGCCCAUCCUUCCAGGUAGGGAAAGGUCGGAAUAAAUCACUUUUUAUUAUAGUAAUUGUGCUCAUUUUAUUUUUCAACUGUAGCCAAGGUCGUUGUCCUGAGCAUGCGAACGAUAAAAUCCAGUUUUGUGUUCAGCCGGUCGCCGAAUAUUCGAAAGUUUUAAAUAAACAUGUAAGUCAGGGGAUGACGCGAUCGGAAACGGGGCCAAUCACAUUACAGGGUGGGCCACUUGGAGCUUCCAAUCUUAUUUCAGGUAUUUCUACGCCAAUAAUGCACCAAUUUCUAGAAAAUUUAUUUCAAAUUGAAGCUGAGACUGCCUAUUUUUUGUGCACCAAAUAUGACGGGUCCACGUUCACGGAGGCCCCGUGAACGUGAACCUUUGACAUUUUCAUUCAAAAGGAAAUUUUUGCAGUGAUUUUCAAUUGUGGUUUUCGAACUUUGGACAUUAUUAUAUAAGGAUGGUGACAUACGCAUCAAAUGGGUGUCGUGGCCAGAAACCGCGAUUUCUUGUCUGUUCGGCCUCUAGACAAGAAUUCUUGUCUCAAUUGCGUAAUAUCGCGCAAAUUUCUGCUCUCUCCCUGUGGAGAUUUUUUUCUUUUUUUCUCUGCUCAGACAAGAAUUGCGCAUUUCUUGCCUAGAGGCCUAACAGACAAUAUUUCUGGCCAGGACACACGAUUUGAUGUGUAUGUCACCAUCCCUAUAUUUGCGAAAUAAAAGUUGCAAAGUCCGCUGAAAAUUUUUAAAAAAAUGGUGUUCAUGAUCAUACUGUGCGUCAAAAGCACAUUUUUAGUCUCAGCGAUGUACCAAGUUGAACGAAUGUUUAAAAAAAGUAGUUUUUUAGGGCAUUAUACGACUUUGUGCCAAGGUUCAACAAAGUCCGAGCGUUGAUCAGUGCGGGGUAAUUCGGAGGCCCCCGCCAACGAUUUUCAUUAGGAAGCUUGGAAGCCCCAAGGCCCACCCUGUAGUUUUAAAACACGAUUCCUGAGUCAUUGAAAAUAAUUAGCCCAGGACAUACAUAGAAAAAAAAUCGAUUUAUAUAAUCCAAAAUCCUUCAACAAGAUACCAUGUUUUAAACCUGGAGCGACGAUUGAGGAAGUUGACCAUUGGGGAGACUGAAAAUAUUAUUUUAUAUAUAAGUGUCGAAGUAAGGGUAACCGGCGGCGUAGAUUUCCAAAGUCAUGUUCAUUUUUUCUGAUUUUUACUUUUAACUAGUACUGUUCAGCAGUAAUUUUUUCAUUUUUUAAAAUACGUUGGAUUAUGGGUUUUCGAUGAUGCUGAUUGCGAAAAUCAAAUCCAAUUUUUUUGAUACUUACAUUUUUACAUACAGGGUAAUGUCAAAAAAUUACUUUUUAACAAUCAAUUCUGCUCUGUCACAAAUUUGGUGGUAUAGUGGUAAUGGGCGGGACUACCAAUCCAGCGUCCCGGGUCCGAUUCCGAGUGGGUGCAAAUAUCGAAAAACACCUGAAUUCGAUUUUAAGAGGGCUGUAUGAUUUAUACGAAGUAAUUUUAAACAAUAAUGGUAUCUGGAUUGGAGAUUAAAACGGAUUUUAUAUAAUUUUAGAAGCUUAAUACGAUUUUGAGAUUUUUUUAUGUCCACGCUAAACUGACGGCUGGUGCUCUGACUCAGGAACCGUCUUUUAAUGAGUAGUUGCAAUUAUCCCAAUUCGGUAACUCCUAUUUAGGAUAACUCAACCAAUGGACCUCAAUUUGGAAACGCUUUACAAUUACCCAAACUCGGGGGACAGGUGUUCAGGGAGUUGUGCCGGUGAGAAAAACAUCCAAUCCUUAUUUUAUUCUUUUUCAGAUUAAUCAGGGACUUUGAAGUUUGUGUGGCCGAGUAUCGGGAACCCUGUCCAAAACAUAUUACAAUUAAUUUAAUCGAGGCCUCGUACGGCUUCUUGUGUAACGAGGGAUACGAAAGUAAGUGAAAGAAAACAAACUUAAUUUCAAUAAUUUUGGUUGUUGCGUUAAGAUUUCAUUUACAUGUUGUUUUAGCUUUUAUGAACAGUGCCGAAUGCCUGAUGGCCUUGGAUCAGCAGCCGGCAGUCAAGAAAUGCCAUGACGAAACAUUGAAGGAAAUCGAGAAUGCAAACAGCAAAUCGAAUAUCCGGAUGGACGUAAAGUUGGAGUAUAUGUGCGGGUGAGUGUGGGCUUUAAUUCGCAUAAUAUUUUUGCAGGGCUCUCAACUAUUUCUCGGCUUGCGUCCGUCAACAUAUCUGGCUGAAUUGUGGCGUGGAGGCCUGGCAUGUCAUCUUCCGAGUGCUCAAAGAUACGACGCGCACUCUGAUGCCAUCUUGUCUCUUCAACGGGGAGUCCAAGAAGUUAGAUGCCGAAAAAGAAUUGGAAUUGGAGCGGUUGCAGGGCAUCCCUCCCUCCACGAUUCCUCCAGUGAUCGUCCCCCAAGCCCGGGAUCUUCCCCAAUCGAAACCUCAGCAUCCUGUGGAUCAGAACUCGGUGAUUUCCUUUGAGAUCCACGAGGAUUCGGAUCAAUUCACCGAACGGAAUUAUGCGCAUUUGGACAGCGGGUCUUCCUCUCGAUCUCAAUCUCUGAUUCUUUCUUCUUUUAUAGGUAUUUACUGGUUCUUAGGCUAAUAUCCAAUAUAAUAAAAUUCAGAUCUAUAAAAGAUUAUCAAUCUCUAUACUUCGGAUUUUGAUUUUCAAAAUACGAUGAGAAUUGGGAAGCCAGAAAAAAAACAAUAAUAUUAUAAAUACACAAAAAAUUAUGAAUUCCGGAUUUCUCAAAAAAAAAAAUCCGGAACUCACAAUCAGACAAAAAAUGAAACUUUUUCACAAGGAAAGUACUUCUAUGGGGUGUGGAAUUACCGGUCGAGAUAUAUAUCAAAAAAUUCGCAAAAAUUUUCUGAUUCAGAAUAUAUAUAAAUUAGCUGCCUAAUUUUGGUUUAAUGACAUGUUUUUGUCCUCAGAAGUUUUCUCGCGACACCAUGCAAGUGUCUUUUUGACCGUGUUUUUACCAAUAAAAAAAUUUUGUUUUGUGCUAAACUAAAUUCUGAAGCCUUGACAAGCCUUAAAAUAUCAAAUUGGAUUACAACUACACCUUAAAAGUAGUUCCAACGUAAAAAAUGGGUUCUAAUGUGGCAAAAAGAACCGAACCCGUUUCCCUCGGAUUUCCAACCCAGCGCUCUAACCACUCGGCCACACCGCUCUCUUACGAAGGAAGAGACCGAGCGCGCUUUUGUUGCCGCAGAUUUUUUUCCUCGAGAAAAAGAUUUAUUGAAAAAACUCGCUGAUAGACCAAAAUUAGGCAGCUAAUUUAUAUAUGUUCUGAAUCAGAAAAUUUUUGCGAAUUUUUUUAUAUAUAUCUCGACCGGUAAUUCCACACCCCAUAGAAGUACUUUCCUUGUCAGACGUCCCUAAAGGGUAGAGAACAGUUUUUAUGAAGAAGAAGAUGCACUUUCCGAAAGAGUUUUUAGUUGUCGCCUACAUCUAGGUUAGAAAAGGAAAGUGCAGAUUCGACAAAGUGCAGUCAGUCAGUCGAAGCCGGUUCUAAUGCCAGAGGCAGUGUUUGUCGUCGUUUCUUAUUUUGUUUCUCUUGGAUUCCAGUCUGGCCUACGAUUUGUCUGAUGAGGCAUUUUCGGGAGUGAUACUUUUUAGUACUGGUAUGUGAGAAAGAUUAUUACGCAAGGAGUAUUUUAUUCCCGGUUAAAAUUAUAUAAGACCUCGUCAUAGUGCAUUUUCUAGAGGUCGCCGCAGUCUCCAUAUGUCUCUUCCGUCAAUAA
Molecule: messenger RNA, 3738 nt
Organism: Bursaphelenchus xylophilus (pine wood nematode)
Lineage: Eukaryota; Metazoa; Nematoda; Chromadorea; Rhabditida; Aphelenchoididae
Source: the annotation of a GenBank genome assembly